UGCCUCGAGGGUAUAUAGUAACAGGACCACCUUAGCGUUUCCUCUGUUACCAGCAGACAGCCUUGGAGAGUGGAUGUUGCUGUAUUGUCAGAAUUCCAAGGUUCACCUGAGAAGACAAUGGCACCAACAAAUUUGGCUGUCUCAGCUGGUUAUGAAAAGACUCUGCUGAAGACCAGAGCAAAAGACAUUUUCAGCAGACGGCAUGAAUAUGAAGAGGGUCUUGAAAUACGAAAACUGGAGAUGAAUGUGGAACACAAAAAUGAUAAGGAUAAGGUGCAGAAGAUGUCUCUUGGACAGAAAACAAAUAGGCCAACAAAGGUGAUUCUCUUAGUGGGUGCCACAGGUACUGGAAAGACAACUCUCAUCAAUGCCAUGGUGAACUAUAUAUAUCAGAUUGACUUCACUGACGACUUUAGACUGGUUCUUAUUGACGAUAAAAAUGCCCCUAAGCGCUCCCAGGCAGAGAGUCAGACAGAUCUGAUCACAGCUUAUGCAUUCUACCAAUUACCAGGAAUGCCCUUCGAGUACAAUUAUGUGCUCAUUGAUACUCCAGGUUUUGGAGACACCAGAGGCAUUCAGCGUGAUCGUGAUAUGAUGAAACAGCUAGAAAUGUUUCUGAAACAAGAUUAUGGAAUUGAUCAGGUUGAUGGAGUUGGUUUUGUUACUCCUGCUUCUGCUGCAAGAUUGACUCAGACUCAGAGGUAUGUCUAUGAUGGCCUUUCUUCAAUGUUUGGUAAAGAUAUUAAGGAUAAUAUUUAUAUUAUGGCUACAUUUGCUGAUGCAAAGACUCCUCCUGUGUUAGAUGCACUUAAAGAAGCUGAAGUACACUACUCUGGAUUUUACAAGUUCAACAACAGUGCACUCUAUGCUCGUAACACUGGUGGAGAUGGAGGAAGUAGUGAUGAUUCAGAUGAUGAAGAUUCAGCAUACAUUUGUAAGUUGUUCUGGGAGAUGGGUUACAAAAGCAUGACAAAUUUCUUUUUAAAGUUAGGAAAGACUUCUCCAGCAAGUCUAACACUUACCAAACAGGUGCUUGAGGAACGAAGUCGCCUACAGUUAGUGGUAAUCGGUUUACAGAAUCAGAUUCAUUUAGGCUUGGGAAUGCUUUCAAACUUGAAUCAAGAGAGAGAUAUGUUGACCCGUCUUGAUGAUGAUAUGAAAGGCAGUGCAAAUUAUCAGGAAGAAGUUGAAGUUCCCAAGAUAACCAAAAUUGACUUGAAUCCCAGGGAAAAUGUGACUAAUUGUCUAAAGUGUAACAUGACUUGCCAUUAUCCAUGUUAUAUUCCUGAUGAUGCUAACAAAGCUGGUUGCUGGGCAAUGACAGAUAACUAUUGUAGAGUUUGUCCAGAGAAGUGUUAUUGGGACAUUCAUAAGAACAUGGGGUUCAGGUAUGAACACACUUGGAUAAAGGAAACUCGCACAGUGCAGGAACUUUUGGACCGCUAUGAGAAAGCUUCCAAAGGAAAACUUGACAAAGAAGAUGCCAUCAAAGCCAUAGAAAAUGACAUAAAUCAACAUGCACAGAUCCUUAUUGACAUGAUAAAGGAAGCCCAGAGUCAUGUAGAACGAUUAGAGGAAAUUGCCCUCAAGCCCAAUCCAUUGUCAACAAAGGAAUACAUUGACCUAAUGAUUGAGUCUGAGAAGAUGCAGAAACGACAUAACUUCGAGAAGAGAAUUGAGCUUCUUGUAAAACUUAAGGAAGAAGUAGCAGUCAUCCAGGGAGUGCGUGGAAACUGUAAUCAAUCUGGUGAAUCCCUACUUAAAUAUUUCCAAGGACAUAUUAUACACCCUGAACGAGAGGAGGCAUCUAUACAUCAGGAUCAUGUUGAGCUGGGAUGGAUAUAUGAUAGAGCUCAGCAGAAGUACUUUCACUGUGAAGACGCAAAUAUGAUCAAGGCUCGGAUGUGUUCUCCUGAAUUCAAAUUUGAAAUCUGGGAUCAGGAUUUUAUUCAAUGGGCACUGGAGAACUCACGUGUUUUUGAUGGCGCAGGAUGGGUACAACAAUACGAAACAAAGACUGGUUAUGUAUAUCUAGUAAAGGGAAAUAAAGUGAUUGAGAUGACAGGUGACAUUGCACCUCAUUAUCACGAGUAUAUUGUCACUUCUCUUAAUUUUAAGUGUUAUGUUGAUAUGCUAAUCCAUUUUCCACAUAAGCUAGAACAGAAUUUGUUGUCUGACUUGGUAAAUUAUCUGUAUUCUGUGGUUAAUGGUGAUAACAUAAGUUUAAUUCCUGAAGAAUUAUGUAAAGAAGGUGAAGCUUAUAUCUAUCCUCCAGGAAAUAAAAGUAAGAACUUCAAAUUUAUUAAAUAUGCUUUACAAGAAUUUUUACGUCUUUUGACAGAGUCUGAAGUCAGUAAACAUCCAUAUUCCACAUAUGUAAUAAAACCUACUGUAUCUAUUAAUACUUAUGCUUCUGCUGUUAAGAAUACUAAGAAGGAAAUAAAAAACAUCAAUAAAACAAGCAUUCCAAAAACACAUCAAAGUGUAGUUAAGAGUUAUGACACACUUAGCACACCAGAAGAAGAAAACUCUGAUUUUGGAAGCACUAGUAAAGAGCGUUGCAGUCACUGUGAAAAUGAUUUACAGAAAAACGUUGGAAAUUCACAAAUGACAGCUGAGAGUCAACUGAUGGAAUUCUCCCAACAAAGUAAAUAUAUUAAUCCAAACAAAAAAAGCGAGAAGUCAGGUAAUGAAAACAGUGUAAGUGGUUAUAAUCUGCGCUCCAAAUGUGGAUCAUCAAAGCGCAUGAGCAAUUUCCAAGCGCUGAAACAAGUUUUCGAAGGCUCUAAAGACCCUAGCACUGAGCAAGCAGCUUCUUACGAUUCUUGUGUUAUGUCAGUAAAUGAGCCUCUCUUAAACAACAGUGAAAACCUUAAUAAACCUAACAUCAAAACCAAGAAUUCUCAUAGCUACCCUUUGGUUAAAUCUGCGGAAGAUGAAGUUACGCAUCAAAUCCGGGAAACAAGCAACGCAGAAAGUGACAAAGAAAGAGCAAAAGUGUCAGAAGAUGCAAUUAUGUCAAAAUCUGUAGGCGACAAGGUUACUAACCUUUCUCAAGAAAUACACAAAUCUGAAAGUGGCAAAGCAGAGGCAAAAGUCUCUCAUGUUUCAAACAUGUGCAAUGCACCAUUUAAAAGUUAUGAAGUAAGCCAGAAAAAAGAUGAAGAGGAUUUUGGUCUUACUGCAGGCUAUCUCAAGCCUGUCAAGGAAGCCUUUGAUGAAUGUGGAAUGAUGAGGAAAUAUUAUGGAGUUCAUUCAGAGAUGAAAGAGAAAACCAUAAUUCUUCUUGGAGCUUCAGGGAGUGGAAAGACAACACUGGUAAAUUUUAUUGCUAACUAUUUUAAAGGUGUUAAAAGUGCUGAUGGUGAGUUGGUACAUGUUGUCAGAAACACUAAUGAUGUAAGGUCAUACACAACAUCAGUUACAGCUUAUACAUUUUGUUCUAGCGAGCACGAGAGUCCCAUUACUGUAAUAGACACUCCGGGGUUAAAUGACUCUUCAGGGGCUGAAGUACGAGAUCAUGUCCAGUCACUUAAAACCUUCUUGGCAAAUGCUGCUUCACAAAAUUUGGAGAUACAUGGCAUUGGUUUUGUAGCACAAGCUCAUUUGGUACGUUUAACGUCAUCAGAACGCCUCGUCAUGGAUUAUGUUUCCACACUUUUUGGAGAAGGAAUUGAAGACCACUUCUUCACAUUUAUUACAUUUGCAGACAAUCUUGAGAUGCCACCAGUUGUAGAGGCCAUAAAAAAUUAUGGUGUGAAGUGUAAUAUAUUUUUGAAGUUUAACAAUUCUUCUCUCAGUAAUAACAAAACCGAUGAAAUUGAUGACUUGGACAGAGUUUACUGGAGAAUUGGGAGUAAAAGUUGGAGAAAAUGUAUGAAAUCCCUGCAAAACCUUCCUGCUCUAUCAGUCAAUAUUAUAAAAUCAUUGCAGAGUGAGGUGUAUGCAUCAACUGUGAUUGACUCUGCUGAGAGGGCACUAAGAACUGAAAUAAAAACCUUUAUUGGUUAUAUGAAAAGACAAAACUUCAUGACAAAAGAGGGAAUUCACGUAUGUGAAAAAGUUUGGGAGUUAGCAGCAAUUGUUCACCAUUUCAGAUCUACUCAUUUAUCUGACUCUAACAAUGUCGAAGACAUUUUAGCGCAUUUUGCUGAAGAAGUUUGCAAAGAUAAUGGAAUUGCUCAUUAUUAUUGCAUGAAGCUUCUUUCUCUUGCUCCAUCAAGAAUUUUAUUAAAUGCUGGAAUUGGAAUCAUACAGAGCACUGCAACUAUAUACAGAGAGGCUUCAGAAUCACUGAAUAAACGAAGGACACCUUCAAGUAUAGCUCUAGAAUAUUUAUACUGUCACAAAUGCGAUAAACAUCAUGAGUUGAGGAGAACAGAAACCACUACAAAAAGAAAUGGUCACUGUAUACGCAAUGCAGCAGUUAUUACUUAUAAGUGUACUGAAUGUGAAUGUGAUGCGGAUAUACAUGGCGAAAAGCCAUUUGGUGAAGAUCCUCCCGAAGAAUAUUUGAUUUCUAAUAAUGAUAACUUAAACACAUUACUUGAGCACACAGGAGAAUGCAUCACUAAGGUAAUAAAAGAUUUUUCCACUUCAGAAUAUUUGCUAGAUAAAGAUUAUUAUCUGAAUGUAAUCAAUGAAGUCACAGGUCAGCAAUAUGGUGAGCUUAUUCACGACCUUCUACAGUUCCAUUAGUAUGAAUGUUACUAAGUAUUUGAGUAAGAAUAGAGCUGAUUAAACUGCAAUCAACUGAUGAUUGAAAUGUAAUCAAUUAUUGUUAAAAAAUGGUUAUAAUUUUGACUAUAAUUUUUAAAGGGGUGGACCGGUAAGCCAGAGGAAGGCCUCGGUCAGAUGACCAUAAGCGGGUCAUCAGCAGCUAAGACCCGAGUCAGGAAACACCUGCUCUGUUUCCUGACAAACCUAACCUGACCUUUAAUCAAUUAGAAUAUUAUUUUUAAUUUGAAAGAGCGGAGGCAUGUUCCUCAUGUCCCAUAGUUUAAUAAAUAACUAACUCCUCUUGGAUCCCACAAGAAUAUCGUAUCACAUUACUUGUCAAGAUUUAUAUUUUUGUCUUUGUAUUGUUUUUAAGUAGUUUGAGUUUAUAACCUCUCGUUCUUCCAUGAGACUUUAAGUAGGUCAGACAAUUAAAAGUUUACAAUGGUCUUUAUAUACAAAAGUUUGAGGAACAGUAUGUUUUUGUAAUGCCUUUCUCAAUGCAUAAUUCGUAUUUUCUGCUCAAUACUGAAAAAUAUAUUGACGUAUUCAUUUUUGUUUAUUUGCUAACGUUUGCCAAUGCAUUAUCAGUAAUGUUAACUAACAUAAAGAAGGCAUUUUAGUAAAUUAUAUUACUGGCUGUAAUUUAAUAAGACUCAAUAUUGUUAUUAAAAAGAAUGCAAAAGCCUCAGUUUCUCAGAACAAUAGUGAUUUAAGAUGUGUAGACAAUCUUUAAAUACCUGGUGACUAAUUGUUGAUGCUCUGCUAGUGUCUGACCUGCUAACUUACAAAGUUAAGAUUCUGAGUAUAAAAUUUUGUGGAGGGAGAUGAAAGAAAAGUUGAUCAAUCAGGUGAGCAGAAUUUACCCUGCAUAGUUCAGUACCAAUAAAUAAAUCUACAAGUUUCUUUUUUUUUAGUUAUAUUACUUUGCACAUUCAGUGUUGCCUGUUUUCAUAUAUUAUGCUUUACAAUACCAGUGUUUUCAGCUUUUUUUCAUAAUUCUAGUUUUUGAAAAUCCAGUUAUUUACAUAUUUAUUUUAUCUCCAUUUUUAAGGAGAGGACACUGUACCUUUCAUGAGUUCCGAGAGUUUUCUACUCUGUACUAGCCACAUAUUAUAAUUUUGGUCUAAUAUAGUAUAAUGAGAAUUGUUUACAGAACUUAAAGUAGUUGAAAGCUUUUUUGAAGUUUCUCAGCAUUUAAUACAUGUAUUAUGUACAAUGGAACCUAGGUAAUCGAACUUAAUUCGUUCCAGGAGGCUGUUCGAGUACCGAACGAAUUUUUCCCAUAAGGAAUAAUGUAAAUUUGAUUAAUCCGUUUCAGACCUCCCAAAAUACACUUACAGCGAAUUUGCGGUGUAUUAUCGUAUGGUAUUUAUGAUUGUAUUCUCGUUUUUUUUAUCUCAUUUGAUAAAUGAAAGAUAUGUUACAGAAAAAGAGAUAAUUUUGAAUGGUUUACAGACUAAAAGUAGCGGAAAUUUUCGAUUUUUGCUGAUGUUCAAGAGUAAACAAAUCACGUCACACGUCCAAUACACGUUAACUGGUGGGUCUAAUAUGCUUUCACAAAUGCGCUGAUAUUAUUUAUACCAUUUUUCAAUAAUGCAUUAGUCUGUAUAACAGUAAAUCUUCUAUUUUUUGUGUGAAUAAAAAUUCAAAAUGGAAAGUAAGCCUAAUAUAAGAGGGGCCCGAAGUGGGAGGAGCUAUAGGAGGGAGAGGGAGGGGCCAGCAGAAGGAGCAUUCAGUAUCUGAUGAGCCAUCUUGGUAGCUGGAUACUAGCAGUUGCGUGAAUCCAGUGUACUGCAAUUAUGCUAAUAUUAGUAAUUAAGGUUAUCUAUCUUUUACAUGUAUUACAACUUGAUAUCAGAAACACGAUAGAUCACCUAGAAACACAAUAAAGAUGCCGAAAUUAAUAAAAGGCAUAUUACAUGGAGAGGCAGAGGUGUUUACAUCAGGGCAAACACACUCUAACCAAUUUUCUUUUUGGUUGACUGUUAUCACUAAUCUUCUUACCGAACAAAGUGUUCGAGUACCGAGUUAUUCGAGUACGGAGUUGUUCGAGUACCGAGGUUCCCCUGUAGUCUGAAGUCUCCAAGAAGCCUAUGUCUACUUCUACCCAGAAAAAAUCUGACAAAAAUUCACAACUUUUGUUAGAACUAAACUGAAUACUUCCGUAAGGUUUCAGUAUAGUGUUCUUACCUAAAGAAAUUUGAA
Molecule: messenger RNA, 6924 nt
Organism: Cherax quadricarinatus
Lineage: Eukaryota; Metazoa; Arthropoda; Malacostraca; Decapoda; Parastacidae
Source: RefSeq, a predicted model, not a curated record